Molecule: messenger RNA, 2486 nt
Organism: Pantherophis guttatus
Lineage: Eukaryota; Metazoa; Chordata; Lepidosauria; Squamata; Colubridae
Source: RefSeq, a predicted model, not a curated record
CUUCUCUUUUCACCUCCUCUAGGCAAAGAGAACAGGCAUGAUAUACUACCUUCGUGGAGCCAUUGCUCAUCCACUUCUUGCCUUCCCAUCCCUGGGAUACAGCCUGCAGCCUCCUCAACCAACACCAGAGGGUUAUGCCUUGUCGGCUGGGACUCAGCCCUCUGCUUACUGCCAGGUCCUCACGUCAGACCAUUUGGCAGCCCUGUUACUGGACCUGCCCUAUGGACUCUCCGAGAAACGGCGGAGGAGCCGUACAGCUUUCACCGAAGAACAGUUGGAGGCACUGGAGAACACUUUCAAAGAGACCCAUUACCCAGAUGUGAACACUAGGGAGCGCCUGGCCAUGUUUGCCAAUCUACCUGAAGCACGGGUUCAGGUAUGGUUCAAAAAUCGCCGAGCAAAAUUCCGCAAGGGCCAACCUAGCUCAGCAAAGAAACCAAGGUCAACUGCAUUCCUAGAGACCACUGGAGGAGGCCAAAGACAAGAUGCAGAAGAAUGGUGCCAUGUGAAGAUGUCUUGGAUCCAACCAGUCUCAGUGACCAGCGUGCUGGAAAGAAAACAGUGUGUGGUGUCCAUUACAGAAGAGAGCAUGGCUACCUUUCCAUGCUACUUCCCAGGGGACAGUUCAACAUCUCCUGGCAGUUCUUCUCCACCUCCUGACCCAACAUCACUCCACAAAGAGCUCCAGAAAUGUCAGGAUUUAGGGUUGUGCUAUGGACCCACCUGGUCCUUGCCAGCUUAUUGGUUAACUGCAUAUAGGCAAACACCUGUUUUCCAAGAUGUCUGUAGAGGUGGCUUAAUCCCUUCCCAUCAGCUAUGAGGCCCAGCCCUUCAACACUCUUAGAUUAAUCAUUAUGUAAUAGAUGAAGCUCAUCAUACCCACAGAGCAAAAUGGGAAAGGUAGAUUAAAAAGACUUGAAGAGGGUAGUUUGGAAAGGCCAUCUGGGCAAGGAAAACCAACAGUGGUCUUCCGUAACUUGGAGUCAUCCAGAUAUGUGGGCCAGAAGAUGUGUUGGAAUUGCUAUUCCAUUACAUCUGGAUCAGGGGUGGGUUGUACUUACCUUUACUACUGGUUCACAAUGGGGCUGUGCGUGCAGAAGCUUCCUGAUGACAAUGGGGUUGGCGGGCGGAGCCUCCCACCGGUUUUACUACCAGUUCUUGCGAACCGGUCUGAACCAGGGGCAACCCACCACUGAUCUGGAUCCAGAAGCCCAAGAAUAUACACCAGCCAACUUGGGAGGAUAUCUUCUUGGUGGAAAUAGUGUCCAUUAACCCUCUGAUCAGUCAACUAACUAACCAUCCUGUAAAAGAGAGGUGUCCAACAUUGGCAACUUUAAAACCUGUGGACUUCAACUUCCAAAAUUCCCCAUUUCUCAGAAUUGAAUCCACAGGUCUUAAAGUUGCCAUGGUUGGACAUCCCUGCUAUAAAAAUUUGUUUUGAGAGAAACCUUGUGGGUUCACCAGAUCCAGAAAGACAAACACCCUGAAAGACUUUAAGUCACAUGUCUAAGGCAAGAACGUAAUGAGAGUAUACAAUAAGAUUUAUUUAUUUACACUUGCUUAUCUUAGCAUCUGGUUUCUUUAUUUCAUGAGUCACAUUCAGGUUAAGUGAAGGAGGAUUAAUUUUAUCUUAAUGACUCCCUGAUUCAGGGAUAUCUUUGUAAUUGCCUAACUCUAUUCUGAGCAUCAACAUUAAAAGAAUACUUAAAGCUGGGUAACAAUAUAAUCUUAAAUUGGUUAUAUGGAUGGCCAGUUAACAUUCUUUAUGAUCUUGGAACCAUGUGUCUUUAUUAUAAAGUAUUAUUUAUUUAUUAUUUGUUUUUCUCUUAAUUUUUUCUCUGUAAAGCAAAGUCAGAAACAAAAACAAUUGGGGUCACCCAAAGACCAGGAAUUGCCCACCUUUCUCUUAAAUAAUUUUCCCAAAAACAGCCAGGGGAGAUUGGCUAGUACGCCAGGAGACAAAGUGUUAAUUGCAUAAGCUAAUGUAUGUCUUCUUCUUCUUGUGCCAUAUCCAUCAUCGGACAUUGACGAGCAUGUUGGUGAUCCUAUUUUUAUCAACAGCCGCACAAUAAAGUGCUGUUGUGUUUUGUCCAAACCAGUCCUUUAGAUUUUGAAGCCAUGAUGUUCUUCUUCUGCCUGGACCUCGUUUGCCUUCAAUCUUUCCUUGGAGGAUUAAGUGAAGUAUGCUGUAUUUUUCUGGCGCAUCACAUGACCAAAAUAUUAUAACUUUAGCUUUUUUAUGAUUUUGAUGAUUUCCCUUUGCUUUCCCAGGUGGCUUAUCACCUCCUCAUUUUGGAUUUUGUCAACCCAACUUAUAUGUAACAGCCGCCUGUAAAUCCACAUUUCAAAUAAUGUAUCUAUAGCAUCCUAUAAUUAGAAUGAUAGCCCUAUGAACAACUUGCUAAAGUACUCGCCUUAAUUCUUGUACUGUGGUUUUAUGCUGAAAUACCUUCUAUAGUAAUUAAAUAGAAAGAGUUUCUCUGUUG